Carya illinoinensis is the source of this 1862-nucleotide messenger RNA. RefSeq names its product pentatricopeptide repeat-containing protein At1g05750, chloroplastic. Gene Ontology annotation, molecular function: protein binding; RNA binding. The record is from RefSeq and is a predicted model, not a curated record. Gene Ontology annotation, biological process: RNA modification. The transcript has a single exon. Lineage: Eukaryota; Viridiplantae; Streptophyta; Magnoliopsida; Fagales; Juglandaceae. Bases 122 to 1678 code for a protein of 518 amino acids.
UUUAUUUAAAAAAUGAGAGAAAAAAGUUAAAUAAAAUGAUAUUUAUUUCCAAACAAGCGCUUAAUUCACCUGUAGUGGGAUAAGUAGAGUGCUCCCUGUCUCUCUUACCGGUGUUUUGAAAAUGAGCCUUCAGGCGUACGCAUCUAAGCCGAGUCCAACCCAACUCUCUCAACCUCCCAAAGGACCCAAACCAGCGCCACUACCAGACCCAACGCAGCCUUCAUUCUCUAACACUAAUCACCGUGUCUCUCUCAAACAGAGCAACAAACCCAUAGACCCUACCGUCUCGUGGACCUCUUCCAUAGCCCGGCGCUGCCGGAAUGGCCAACUAGCCGAGGCAGCGGCAGAGUUUUCACGCAUGAGACUAGCUGGGUUCGAACCCAACCACAUUACAUUUCUAACGCUUCUUUCUGGUUGUGUUGAUUUCCCUGCGGGAAGUGUGAGCUUCGGUGCUUCAAUUCAUGGCUAUGUUCGGAAACUCGGAUUGGAUACGAACCAUGUGAUGGUUGGUACUGCGCUUGUUAAUAUGUACGCAAAAUGUGGGCGCGUGGAUCUUGCUAGAAUUGCUUUUGAUGAGAUGGUCGUGAAGAACUCCAUUUCCUGGAAUACAAUGGUCAAUGGGUAUAUGAGGAAUGGGCAAAUUGAGGACGCGAUCCAGUUGUUUGAUCAAAUGCCUAAAAGGGAUGCGGUUUCUUGGACCGCUUUGAUCGGUGGGUUUGUCAAGGAAGAGCGUUUUGAGGAAGCAUUGGUAUGGUUUCGAGAAAUGUUGCUCUCUGGUGUAGAACCGGAUUACGUCACCAUUAUUGCAGUUCUUUCAGCGUGCGCAAAUUUAGGAACGCUAACUUUGGGGUUUUGGAUGAACCGAUUUGUUAUGAAGCAGGAAUUUAGGUAUAAUAUUAGGAUAAAUAACUCAUUCAUAGACAUGUAUUCAAGAUGUGGUUGUAUAGAAUUUGCUCGUCAAGUCUUUGAGAAAAUGCAGUGGCGAACCGUGGUAUCGUGGAAUUCAAUCAUUGUAGGUUUUGCUGUUAAUGGCCAUGCAGAAGAAGCUCUGGAGUAUUUCAGUUUGAUGCAGAAAGAAGGGUUUAAGCCAGAUGGAGUCACCUUCACGGGAGCUCUUACUGCAUGUAGCCAUGCCGGAUUAGUUGGUGAGGGACUCCAAUUCUUUGCAGACAUGAAGAUAGUGCAUGGAAUUACCCCCCGGAUUGAGCACUACGGUUGCAUAGUGGAUCUUUAUAGCCGUGCAGGGAGGUUGGAAGAUGCAUUGAAUGUGAUAGAAAACAUGCCCAUGAAGCCAAAUGAAGUUGUGUUGGGGUCAUUGUUGGCUGCCUGUAGUACUCAGGGGAAUGUCGAUUUGGCUGAAAGGUUAUCUGAUUAUCUUUUGGAGUUUGACCCUGGUGGUGAUUCCAAUUAUGUGCUGCUUGCAAACAUAUAUGCAGCAGUUGGUAAGUGGAGUGGUGCAGGCAUAAUUAGGAGGAAAAUGAAGGCGCGUGGGAUACAAAAGAAACCGGGAUUUAGUUCAGUCGAGAUUGGUUGUAGCAUUCACGAGUUUGUGGCUGGUGACAAAUCCCACGCUGAAACCGAUUGUCUUUACUCAAUGUUAGAGCUUCUGUCUCUUGAGCUGAAACUAUGUGGUUAUGUUCCUGAAACCAUUGAAAAGGAAUCUUGUGAAGAUGAUUGAAGUAUCAAAAAGAAAACUUUUGUUGGGGGAAUUGAGAAUGCAACAUGUCUUGGAACUACUGAUAAAGCUAAAGAAAGCGAUUUUGAACAUAACAUUUCUGCUUCAUGGGGACAUUUUGAUACCUUGUGUAACUUAAAAAUCAAUACUAAGAGAUUUAUUCAUGAAAUUAGUCAUUAUACGAGCA